GACUACGAGUUGGCUGUAUAUGCCUAUACUUGCCUUCUUCUCCUCUCUGUAUUUCUGGUGUGCUAGCUAAAACAACAGAGCAUCCAUGGCGACGAGUGGGUUUGUUUUGUAUCUGUUAGCCGGUUUCUCCCUCGCUAUCUUAUCGGUUUUCAUGAUAUCCGGUCAUGAUACUUACAAAAGCAAUCACCAUAUUCACCGUCCGUCUCCGAAUUCAGUUGUUCUUCAAGCCGACGAGAAGACCUGGCCGGCUUUGGAGUUCGAUUGGAGAAUUGUGUUGGCUACGGUGAUAGGGUUCUUGGGUUCUGCUUUUGGGACGGUCGGCGGCGUUGGCGGUGGCGGCAUUUUUGUUCCGAUGCUUACUUUGGUUGUGGGUUUUGAUACCAAAUCUGCAGCUGCUCUUUCCAAGUGUAUGAUAAUGGGAGCAUCAGCAUCAUCAUUUUGGUACAAUUUAAGAGUACCACAUCCAUGCCGAGAAGUACCGAUUCUGGAUUACGAUUUAGCCCUCUUGUUUCAACCUAUGCUCAUGCUUGGAAUCACCCUUGGUGUUGCUCUUAGUGUUGUAUUUCCCUACUGGCUCAUCACUGUUCUCAUUAUCAUCCUCUUUUUAGGGACGUCUUCACGGUCUUUCUUUAGGGGCAUCGAGAUGUGGAAGGAUGAGACGAUACUGAAGAAAGAAAUGGCAAAGCCACGAGAAACGUUUGUUAAUUCUCGAGGGGAACUUCUAAUCGACACUUAUGAGCCUUUGCUUCCUAGAGAAGAGAAAACUCCAAUGCAAAUAUUUACAUUUAACUUACGCUGGAAUAAGCUUAUGCUCUUGGUUGUCGUAUGGGCUGCCUUUCUAGUUCUUCAGAUCAUCAAGAACGAUUUAGUAGUUUGCAGUACAUGGUAUUGGGUACUCACGGUUGCUCAGUUCCCAGCAACGCUAGCAGUUUUCGGGUACGAAUGUGUUAAGUUGUACAAAGAAAGCAAGAAGAGGAAGAGCUUGGGGAACACUGAAUCGGUGUGUGAAGCUUCCAUCGAAUGGACUGUUCCCCAUCUUGUAUUCUGUGCACUUUGUGGAAUCUUGGGCGGCACCGUUGGCGGCCUUUUGGGGUCCGGUGGUGGCUUCAUUCUUGGCCCUCUGUUACUUGAGAUCGGUGUCAUACCACAGGUGGCAAGCGCGACAGCGACGUUUGUGAUGAUGUUCUCGUCAUCCUUAUCCGUGGUGGAGUUCUAUCUACUCGACAGGUUCCCGAUCCCUUAUGCAUUAUACCUCAUGUCGGUAUCCAUUUUGGCCGGUUUCUGGGGACAGUUUAUCGUAAGAAGAAUUAUUACAUUUCUAAAGAGGGCUUCACUCAUCGUCUUCAUUCUUUCUGCUGUCAUCUUUGCCAGUGCUCUUACUAUGGGGGUUAUUGGAAUCGAGAGGAGCAUCAGAAUGAUCCACAACCAUGAAUUCAUGGGGUUCCUUGAGUUCUGUAGCAGUAAGUAAGCACUCAAAAGUGAUUAAUGGUAUUUAUGUACAGAAUUAUACAGCAGUGUUGAGGAGGUGCUUUAGGCCAAUGUGCGUUGGCCGAUCGACCGCCCGCAAACAAGCGUUGUUAUGAUUCAUAUUCAUUGUUACUGAGUCUCAUGUGGCUGUGGAAAUAGGGUUUUGGGGGUCGAUGUUAACCAGUCGGUUAACAACAGCGCCACCACCAUCGCCGCCAUGCCACCGCCACUGUGGUCUAGAUUUGUAGUGUGGAAUAAAGUUUCGGGUUGCGAAGGAGUGUUAGCUAGCGUUAACACGAAAAGCAACCUUCAAUUUGUUGGAUUAGUAUUUGCAUUGAAUUAUAUUUGAUUUAUUCUGC
Molecule: messenger RNA, 1826 nt
Organism: Cynara cardunculus var. scolymus (artichoke)
Lineage: Eukaryota; Viridiplantae; Streptophyta; Magnoliopsida; Asterales; Asteraceae
Product: sulfite exporter TauE/SafE family protein 4-like
Exons: 12
Coding region: 86-1468 (460 amino acids)
Biological process (GO): protein ubiquitination
Cellular component (GO): membrane; Cul4A-RING E3 ubiquitin ligase complex
Source: RefSeq, a predicted model, not a curated record